CCACCACCACCUCACCCUCUUCAUCAAAGUCUCGGUCUUUCUCCCUCUCGCUCUCAACUUUCUGUCUUGUCGCUUUCCGUCCUUCCUGUCUCCGACUUACCCUCUCCAUCUCCAGUCGAAACUUGAUACGGGCCGCCAUUACCAUUUACGUGUCCAAGCCAAAGCGUUCUCGCACACUGUCAUCCCAUCGACACCAGCCGUCGCUGCCAUCUUACACCGCACCCAGUACCGCGCCUAAGGUGCCAAAGUGGAACUUGGAACAUCCCCUCGGAUCCGCUCAUCAAAGUCCCUCAGACUUGGGUUACGCUACGAGAUUAUUCGGACCUGCAGAACAUCAAAACCCUCCAAGGCACCCAUUCAUUACUACCUACCUUGUUUCCCGCAAGGUCACGGUCCUCAAACGAACAUAUCUACCAACGUUAUCCGCAACCAGCACUGGCAAAGACCAUCCACUACACCACAGCUCUUACGACGACAUACGCAGAGAAGUUUUCAUUUUGCGGCUAGACCCCUGAUUUUACAGCCGUCCACCACAUACAUUGGCCAGGACCAGGGUACAAAGAAAAGGUCGAAAAAAAUCUGCGGUGGUCUCGGUGUGGCAUGACGGAUGACAUCAAUACACUAAGACCACGAACCACGCAAACCUUGGGCGCCAGGAUACCUACUUGGCAACCGUCUUCCUUGCUGUUCCUCCUCGCUCGAACCCCUUCAACAACCUAGCUCAUCACUUCCCACCAUGUCUUCCUAUACCAUGACCAGGAUGGGCUCCGACUCGUUCCUGCCUUCGGGUUCUAUCGACACCAGCAUGCGCUUUCCUCUUCCUAGUCUGGGCGCCGACUCCUCUUCCCUCAUCUCUCCCCUCGCCUUGCCUCGAGGUGCCGCCGGCUACUUCGAUGUUGCCUCAGCUAUGGGCAAUCCCGCUUUGCAGGCGCCAUCCAAGCUUUCUUUUCCGGGACGCCACGUUUACUCACCACUAUCUCCCAAUUUUCGUGGUCCUGUCGCCGGCCACAUGUCGCAGUUCACGUCACCCAACCUAGCACCCAUUCAACAAGGACUCCAGUGUCAGCUUGAUCCACAACGAUCUACCAGCGUUCCUCCCAAUCUGCGAAGAUCCAAGACCGGCCAGGCUACAAAAGCCAAGCUCUCGAUCCUCUCCCCGCCACUAACAACAUCAAUGGAUGGCUUGAGUGCUUCCCCUGGUGAUGCCUUUCUAGGUGUUUCGGUGCCGGCUAUCAGCUCUGUCUCUGCCGGACAGGCCCGCUCAGCCUCGGCGGACACUGUGAAUGCACCCUCGAACACACAGAUGGUCCGGCGCCUAGUCCAACAAAAUGGCAGGAUAAGAGAAGCUUGGGAAGCGGAGCGCAAGUACUUGGAAGCAAACAGGGAGCGCGCUGAAGAAGUGUAUAAGGAGGAGCGGGCCCUCAUGGAGGAGGAGAGGGCAGAAUGGGAAGCUGAGAAGGCCAUGCUGCUACAGGAGAUCGAACGACUCCAGCAACAGGUGGCUCAUCUAGGAGGACAGUCCAGUAAUGCGAACCUUGCAGCCUUGGCGGCUGCUCAUGCAUCCCAAAAUGGAAGGAUUGGCAACGUCUGCUGGGGCGAGGUUUCGCCCGAGAGCAUGAGGAGCUCGCGGUCUUCUCAAGGAAGCACGCAACAUACGUACACUCAGCAACCAGAACAACCCAUUCAAACUGCUUCUGUCAACGAAAUUCCCGGACCUCAGGGUCCCGUAGUGGCCGAUUCCAUGGCCCAGUCUCCCGAGCUGCGUCCAAGCAGUCCCGCGCCUAUUGUCGAUGUCCAGGCAAUUCACCCAGAGCUCGAAGGAAUCCCAAUCAAAGCCAACUCGGUUCAGAAAUCGACAUUCACAGAUGAUGCCGUAGUGGAAGCGCUCAAGUCCCCGACCAAGAUUCCGUCACCACUCCCGGCCUCCGAUGUGCCAGAGCCCAGAUCGGAAAGCCCGGCAAAGGAGCAAACCAAGCAAGUCCUUAAGGCAGAAGCGUCGGUUCGUCUCACCAUGCAUGCUGGCCAUACUCCCAGCCACUCCCUCUCUGUCCUGGCAACCGCAACGUCUUCUGGAGUUGGCACCAUCAAUAGCAGUGGUAGCAGCACACCCACGUUGCAGCACGGCGACCAUAUGGCCACUCAGACGCUUGGGGUCAUAAACGAACAAGAAGGCGCUAUCCAACUGGCUGAGCAGGAGUCGGUAAUCUCUGAAGAUCCUCCUGCGGCUUAUGAGCCCGUGGAGGAUCGUCCUCUCAAAGGUCCGCUGAUGGUUAGGAACAUGCCUGCCCAUGACGAGAUCUUCUUCCGUAGGCUUUCCGAUAAGCUCGAAGAGGUCAGCAAGGACACUAUGGCAGCCCUUCCUUCUGUUCUGAGGGAUGCUAUUGAUGAUGACGACGAGGCGGUGCCGUCGAACGCGGCGGAGAAUCAGUCUGGCGAAUCGAGCAAAGGGAAAGAGAACAGCAGCGGCUCUAAGAGCGAGGAUGAAGCGGAAUUGGAUAUCCCUCUCAAGUUGAGGCGUAACAACAACUUUGGCGCUCCCUUUGGCGAGUUCAAGUUUUGAGGACUGACCUUCAUGACAGUUGGUCGGACUUGUUACCACCAACUCGCCACUUGGCAACAUUUCUUCCUGUAUCUAUCUACACACAGUACCGUUGGGUAUUCUGUGCGUUUUUUUUUUGUUUGUUUUUUGUUUUUUGUUUGGUAUUCUUUUGUGGGUGUUUUUGCUUACAUGGCGUUGGAGGUGUCUACACCGGGACUUGCCCAUAUCAUUAUACCCCCUUGACGUCGUUGGACGAAACAAGUUCAUUUGAUUUACUUUCUCCUAUUUGGAUACACGCAUGCAACAUGAUGCAUAUGAGGAACAGAACAAUGAUAGACUGGCAAUCCGUAUUUUGGGCAUCAGUACGGGGGAUUGAACUCCGUACAAAGAAAGCCUCGAUCGAUUCGGGCAUCAUAGAAUGGUACAUAAUAGGAGAGCAUGAUAAAAAUGGGAAGAUUGAUACCAGUCGUGCAUCAGGCAGGAUAUGAAACGAGGCGGGAACGAGGCAGCAUUGGCAAGCAGUCUGAUGGCUUUACUACACUUUUACACUCACCGA
Messenger RNA from Neurospora crassa OR74A, 3095 nucleotides. RefSeq lists its product as hypothetical. NCBI's taxonomy places the organism in Eukaryota, Fungi, Ascomycota, Sordariomycetes, Sordariales, Sordariaceae. The record is from RefSeq and is a predicted model, not a curated record. Bases 737 to 2560 code for a protein of 607 amino acids. The transcript has a single exon.